AUGGACGUGGACCAUGUAAUGGACCUUGCAGUGGCAGGUUCUGCAACUCGGCCGGCUGUGCGGCCAUGCAUUGUCACCACGUUGUCACCGCGUGGUUUUGCCAGCCAGCAGUCACUGUGCCGCCUGUGCGGACCACGUAGGGAGGAGAACGGGCUGAACAAUUUUUCUGCCACGACGUGUGGUUGCAUUGAAAUCAAACUGUUCCGCAGGAGCCCAUCCAGCUUGAUGACAUCCUCAGUGGGGUUGUUAGAAAGAAUGGCGCAGAUUGUCCUCUUUCCUGUCAAUAACUUUUGGUUCAUCUCAGAGGCUCGGAAUAGCCGGAGGGAUGGCCGGGAGUCCUCAAUCGCUUCUGUACGAGGAAUGAGCAAGUCGGCGAAGGCUCCUGAGCCUGACCAAGAGAUGACGAGGGGGCUGGGGGGUGUGACAGAGGUUAAAGAGCCCACCAGUGGCAUUGAGAGAGUGGAUGGGGAUUUGCUUGCUUUUGUCUUUGUGUUCCCAUUAGCCACACCAGUGAAUUUUGAACUGCUGGAUUUUUCGCAGCGCAUCAUUCCCACCUUCCCGGAUUUUAACAGUGGGAAGAUGCUGAUGGACAAAAACGAAUCUUGGCUCUCUAAUUUCUCCUCUGCUGCCUCCUCCUUCGUGAAAGGAGGUGGCAACUGGGCAGGGAUCGGCCUCCAGGAGGUGGUCAUUGGGCUGAUACUAACCCUCAUUGACUUGAUCACGCUCCUGGGAAAUACAGUAGUCUUCAUCUGCCCGGUGGUGGAAAAAAGGCUGCGCACCGUCACCUAUAUGUUUAUCAUGUCCUUAGCCAUGGCAGAUUUCCUUGUAGCUUGUCUGGUCAUGCCCUUUAGUAUCAUUUACGAGGUGACGGGGAUGUGGCUGUUCGGGAAGCUGUUCUGCAAAGUCUGGAUCUCCUUUGACGUCAUGUUCUGCACUGCGUCCAUCGUCACCUUGUGCUUCAUUAGCCUGGACAGAUACUGCUCCGUGGUGACCCCAUACCACUAUUCAAGAAGGAUGUCCCGUGGCAGAUGCAUCGUGAUGACCUGCACGGUCUGGGUAUACUCCUCCCUCAUUUCCUUCCUUCCCGUCAUGCAAGGCUGGAACGAGAUCCCCGGGGUGGACUUUGAUGCAGGCAGAGAAUGCAUCUUUGUCACCAACUGGAUUUUUGCCAUCGUGGCUUCUGCUCUGGCUUUUUUCGUUCCCUUCAUGGUGAUGUGCAGCAUGUAUUUCUUCAUCUACCGAGCUUCACGGCUCAAGGCCACUCGUAUCAUGUCUCAGACCCUGGAGAUUCACUACCACCCCAACAGCAAGCGGCAGAACCAUCUGCAGCUGGAGAACAAGGCCACGCGGACCAUUAGCAUUAUCAUUUCAGUCUUUGUGCUGUGCUGGCUGCCGUACUUUGUCCUGAAUGUCUGGCUCGCUGCCAGAGGCACCGACUCCACCAGCACGGUCUUGGUUGACACCUUCAAGUUCAUCACUUGGUUAGGGUAUUGCAACUCCACCAUCAACCCAAUGCUCUACGCUUUCCUGAACCGGGACUUCCAACGGGCCCUGAAGAAGCUGCUCAUUUGCAGACACAGGUCUCAGGUGGACAUUGGAGAAGACAUGGUUUCCAUAGCCACGUUUUCCAAGACGGCUCCAGACCUAGAAUAUAGCAUUACGGUGCCAGUGCCCAAUGGUGCCCUGAAAGGCAAACCCAAGUAA
Messenger RNA from Fulmarus glacialis (Northern fulmar), 1704 nucleotides. Its product is annotated as histamine H2 receptor-like. The transcript is spliced from 6 exons. The record is from RefSeq and is a predicted model, not a curated record. Bases 1 to 1704 code for a protein of 567 amino acids. Gene Ontology annotation, biological process: adenylate cyclase-activating adrenergic receptor signaling pathway. Lineage: Eukaryota; Metazoa; Chordata; Aves; Procellariiformes; Procellariidae. Gene Ontology annotation, molecular function: neuropeptide Y receptor activity. Gene Ontology annotation, cellular component: membrane.